This is a messenger RNA of Erythranthe guttata (spotted monkey flower), 2316 nucleotides long. Its product is annotated as Peptidase C78, ubiquitin fold modifier-specific peptidase 1/ 2. The record is from RefSeq and is a predicted model, not a curated record. Gene Ontology annotation, molecular function: deUFMylase activity. Lineage: Eukaryota; Viridiplantae; Streptophyta; Magnoliopsida; Lamiales; Phrymaceae.
UAUUAAUAAGCAAUAAUAAUUAUGUAUAUAAACUCAGAAAAUUUCUGCGGGUUUGGGGUUCUUGACACUGUUUGGACUCGACUGUAACUCAAUUAAUCUACCAUGGUUGUUCAAAUCGACGACGGAAUUAGAAUCCUCUGCCGGAAUCUGGUGAUUUCGAAGAAAGAAGCCGGAUUCCAGUGGCUGAUCGGCUCCCAGUUCCUGCCGUCGUUGAGCAUCGUCUCCACCAUCCGAUGCCUCCACACUCUCCCUUCCGAUCCCCUCUCUCCUCACCUGCCCGAUGAAUCAGAUGAAAUCAGGAGCCUGCUUCCAAGGGGUUUUGAAGUAAUCGGGGCGGUGAUUGUUCACGAUAAGACUGAUGUGAAGGUAGAAAAAAUUGCUGGUGAUGCUAUUUCAGCAGUUAGGAAUUUUAGGAAGGCCCGAUACGGUAAUGACAAUGAAGAUCGAGUAUUGAUUGGAGCUGUGUUGGAUCUGAACAAUGCCUGUGGUGAGGGUGAUGUGCAGUUUUUCGUAUCGAGGACAGGCAAUUCGCGUAAUUUGGAGAGAGUGAGUACUGUUGUUUAUGAGGAUCAGCCUGAGAGAGAAGUAUGGGAGAAAGGUUGCGUAAUUCGAUGUGAACUUCCUCUGAAGUUGCCCGUUUAUUAUUCGUUAAAGAAUCCUACAGAUGUGGAAAGUGCAUACGUACGAGCUAUUGAAGAUGUCGAAAGAAAACUUAGAGAUCCACAAGUUGCAUUCAUUAUAGAAUCACAAAAUAAAACUUCAUCUGGUGGACCCCACCCUGUCAUUCUUCAUGGAACGCAAUUGAUUUUGCCAGAGGAGCUUCCGGAAAAUGCUUUUAUAAUUGAAUCUGACGAAGAGUCCCUUGCAAAAUCUCUCCCCUGUUCGUACUUUUUCUCGGAAACUAAAGAUACUACAUCUAUUACCUCGUUCGAGGAGGAUGCAGAUAAAAUUCAAGUCAGCAUCAUGUUUAAUAGGUCAAGAAGUAGUGGUGAACCUGCUGCUCCUAUUGCCGAAUAUUACCCAGCACUGGGAGAAGCUAAGCUUUUGGUUGUCAAUCAUAAAUUAGAAGUGUUAUCCUAUGCUACAAAAGAUUUGCCAUUGACACGUAUGGUUUCGAAGUUAAUCAUCCCUGGACUAGUUGACCAGUUACAUUCAUUAAAGAAAAAGUUCUUGCCGGAUCUCAUGAUGCAACAUCCACUGCUGCGGCCGUACCACUUUAUUCCUUCAGGAUUUCUACAUCCAAUAACUGUUAUAUAUGAACUUAGCUACGGGGAGACAGAAUUGAAGCAAGUUGAAGUUCGAAAAUCUCUUCACCUGAGACUAGGAUUGCCAUUUGAUCGCCCUCUUUUGAGGAUUGCCAAUGCGAUAAAUUUAUCUUCGUCAAAGGACGACACGAGGGACAAAUCAAAUUUAAAGGGAUCCUAUUUGCUGAAGGAUGUUCAUCACGGUAUUCCAAGCAGUGGAGUAUCUGGUGGCCAUGUGUCUCUAGUUCAAGGUUCUUAUGAGUAUUAUCAUUACCUCCAAGAUGGAUAUGACGAUUCGGGAUGGGGUUGUGCUUACCGCUCACUGCAAACUAUCAUUUCAUGGUUCAGGCAACAGCACUAUACUUCAAUUGAUGUCCCUUCACACAGGGAAAUACAACAGGCAUUGGUCGAGAUUGGUGAUAAGGACCCUUCAUUUGUCGGGUCGCGCGAAUGGAUUGGUGCCAUUGAGUUGAGUUUUGUUUUGGACAAAUUACUUGGAGUGAGUUGCAAAGUCAUUAACGUGAGGUCUGGAGCCGAGGUUCCAGAGAAAUGUCGUGAGCUCGCAUUGCAUUUCGAGACUCAAGGGACCCCCAUAAUGAUUGGUGGAGGUGUUCUUGCGUAUACCCUUUUGGGGGUCGAUUACAACGAGGUAAGCGGUGACUGUGCGUUUCUUAUACUCGACCCCCACUACACGGGCAACGAGGACCUCAAGAAAAUAGUCAACGGGGGUUGGUGUGGAUGGAAGAAGGCUGUAGAUGGCAAGGGGAAACAUUUCUUCUUGCAGAACAAAUUCUACAAUCUUUUGCUUCCUCAGAGGCCUAACAUGGUAUAAUCAAAGUUUAGGUCAUGACUAUAAUUUGACUGAUACUUCAUUUGUUUUUUGGCAUUAAAAAAAACAAUUUAAAAAAAUAAAAAGAAAAUAGAAUGUACUCAAUGUAGCUAAAUUAACAUAUUAAAUGUUGUUUUUAUAUCUUUAUGAAUGCUAUAGGAUUGUAGCUUUGGAUGGAUUGAAUUGAUUUGUAUUUGUAAAAUCGUUUGUUCUGAUAUAUUUAAAGUUGAGGUUAAUUUUGAA